This is a messenger RNA of Diospyros lotus (date-plum), 1557 nucleotides long. Its product is annotated as 6-phosphofructo-2-kinase/fructose-2,6-bisphosphatase-like. NCBI's taxonomy places the organism in Eukaryota, Viridiplantae, Streptophyta, Magnoliopsida, Ericales, Ebenaceae. The transcript has 19 exons. The coding region runs from base 1 to 1413 and encodes 470 amino acids. Gene Ontology annotation, biological process: fructose metabolic process; fructose 2,6-bisphosphate metabolic process. Gene Ontology annotation, cellular component: cytosol. The record is from RefSeq and is a predicted model, not a curated record. Gene Ontology annotation, molecular function: 6-phosphofructo-2-kinase activity; ATP binding; fructose-2,6-bisphosphate 2-phosphatase activity.
AUGGUAGUGGACAGAUGGAGGCAUUACCUGGAAAGAGGUAAUGCCUCGACAGCUGAAAUAGGAGUUGGCAUUUGCUCAGAAUCGAAUGAAGUAUCUAAGCUUAGCCCCCGAUAUUAUGGGCCCUUUACUAUAUUGGCUAAGGUGGGAAAGGUGGCCUACCGGUUGCAACUUCCUGAAGAGUUCCAAAUUCACCCAGUUUUUCACAUCUCUCUCUUGAAGAGGGCAGUGGGUAAUGAACCAAUGAAUCCAACAUUGCCUUCUCUUCCUGAGGAAGGGAAUAGGGUGGAAGAGCUGGAGGCUAUACUAGACAGAGGGCUGUGUAUGAUAUCCAUGUCUUUGCCUGACAUUGAACUCCACACGUUCCGAGGUGACAAUCCAGAAGGUAUGGAGGCGCGCAAUGAGGUAGCAGCUCUGGCAAUGGAUGAUAUGAUAGCUUGGAUGCAGGAAGGCGGCCAGGUGGGGAUAUUUGAUGCCACAAACAGCACCAGCAAACGGAGAAAUAUGCUUAUGAAAAUGGCUGAAGGAAAAUGCAAGAUUAUCUUUUUGGAGACGAUAUGCAAUGAUGAACGCAUCAUUGAAAGAAAUAUACGUCUUAAAAUCCAGCAAAGCCCUGAUUAUGCCGAAGAGCCAGACUUUGAAGCUGGAUAUCGAGACUUCAAAAAGCGACUAGAAAAUUAUGAGAAAGUUUAUGAGCCAGUUGAAGAAGGGUCAUACAUUAAAAUGAUUGAUAUGGUCAGUGGCCAAGGUGGACAAAUACAAGUAAACAAUAUUAGUGGCUAUCUUCCUGGAAGGAUUGUUUUCUUCUUGGUGAAUACACAUCUCACACCCCGUCCAAUUUUACUUACAAGGCAUGGAGAAAGUCGAGAUAAUGUUAGAGGCAGAAUUGGGGGUGACUCUAGUUUGAGUGAUACUGGAGAGACUUAUGCAAAGAAACUUGCUAAUUUUGUGGAAAAGCGACUGAAAAAUGAACGGGCUGCUUCUAUAUGGACUAGCACAUUGCAGAGAACAAUUCUGACAGCAAAUUCAAUUGUUGGAUUCCCAAAGAUACAAUGGCGUGCCCUAGAUGAGAUAAAUGCUGGAGUAUGUGAUGGAAUGACAUAUGAGGAAAUAAAGAAGAACAUGCCUGAGGAGUAUGAGUCACGUAGAAAGGACAAGUUGAGGUAUCGGUAUCCUCGUGGAGAAUCGUAUCUGGAUGUAAUCCAAAGGCUGGAGCCAGUAAUCAUUGAGCUUGAGAGACAGCGUGCCCCUGUUGUGGUUAUAUCUCACCAGGCGGUAUUGAGGGCACUGUAUGCUUAUUUUGCUGACAGGCCUUUGAAAGAAGUUCCACAUAUUGAGAUGCCACUUCACACAAUUAUAGAGAUACAAAUGGGUGUUACUGGUGUCCAAGAGAAAAGGUACAAACUCAUGGACUGAACUUUACAAAUGUGUAAGUUGCUAACUGGAACUACGAAGGCUUAUUCAUCAUUCGAGUUAAUUUUCCUUCAUUAACGUGGUGUGAUAAUAGCAGGAAUCUGUCACUUGUAAGAUCAAUGAUCAAUCAUCAAUCAAAUUCUUUUC